CGCCUCUCGGGCAAUCAAUCUACGAUCAGUCGAUCGAGAUGAGCAUCGUCCCAAAAGAGACGAUCGAGGUAAUCGCGCAGAGCGUCGGGAUCCCAAAUCUCUCCUCCGACGUCGCCCUCGCCCUCGCUCCCGAUGUCGAGUACCGCCUCCGCGAGAUCAUGCAGGAAGCGAUCAAGUGCAUGCGGCAUUCGAAGAGGACGGUGCUGACAACGGAUGAUGUCGAUAGUGCUCUCAGCCUGAGGAACGUUGAGCCUAUUUAUGGGUUUGCCUCUGGAGACCCUCUGCGGUUCAAGAAGGCUUUAGGACAUCAGGAUCUGUUCUACCUUGAUGACAAAGAAGUGGACUUUAAGGAUAUAAUUGACGCUCCUUUACCAAAAGCACCACUGGAUACAUCUGUAGUUGCACAUUGGCUUGCAAUUGAAGGAGUGCAGCCCGCGAUUCCAGAAAAUGUACCUGUUGAUGCACUUGUUCCACCUUCAGAGACCAAAAGGACUGAGCAUGUCAAGGAAGAUGGACUUCCUGUUGAUAUCAGACUGCCUGUUAAACAUGUACUAUCUAGGGAAUUACAGCUAUAUUUUGAUAAGAUCACUGAGCUUGCCAUGAGUAAGCCUGAGUCCGUCCUUUUCGAGAAAGCAUUAGCAAGUUUAGCUACGGAUUCAGGGCUUCAUCCUUUAGUUCCUUAUUUUUCUUUCUUCAUUGCAGAUGAGGUCUCACGAAGUCUGAAUGAUCUUCCUGUCCUCUUUGCACUAAUGCGCAUUGUCCGUAGUCUACUUCGUAACCAGCACAUACACAUAGAGCCUUAUUUACAUCAGCUUAUGCCUUCAAUGAUAACAUGCCUUGUUGCAAAAAGACUGGGACAGAGGAUUGCAGAUAACCAUUGGGAGCUUAGAGACUUUUCUGCCAAUCUCGUGUCUUCAGUUUGCAAAAGAUUUGGUAACAUGUAUCACAAUCUGCAGUCUCGACUGACAAAAACUCUGAUCCAUGCUUUUCUUGAUCCCUCUAAAGCACUUACCCAACAUUAUGGUGCUGUUCAGGGGCUCUCCGCAUUAGGACCCAGUGUGGUUCGUCUUCUAAUUCUGCCCAAUUUGGAGACUUACCUACAACUUUUACAGCCAGAAAUGCUAUUAGAGAAGCAAAAGAAUGAGAUGAAAAGGAAAGAAGCUUGGCGUGUCUAUGGUGCCUUGCUGUGUGCUUCUGGCAAAUGUUUAUAUGAAAUGCUGAAGGUGUUCCCUGGUGUGCUAUCGCCACCUACACGCCAAGUUUGGAGGAAUAACAGAAAAAUUGCAAUAACUAUGCCAAAUAAGCGCAAGGCAGACUCCAACAAUACAUUACAACAACCACCUCUAAAGAAGCUCGCCAUCGACGGCACAAUGAGUUCGAUGCCACCGAUGUCCAUGCAAUCCUCAUCUGAGUCUGGAGGUGGGCCUUCGACUUCAUCGGGCCCAGGCCCAUUAUCGAACGAAAGCACUUUGAGUGGAAAAGGAAAAGAAAAAUUGGGCAUCAGUAGAGCACAGAAGACGCAGACUGCUCUGGCUCAGGCGUGGAGAGAGGAUGUGGACGCUGGGCGCUUGUUGGCUUCGUUGUUUGAGUUAUUUGGUGAACGUAUACUCUCAUUCAUUCAGCCACCCGAGAUGUCUCUUUUUAUUUGAAUAGGACUGCUAACAAGUUUGUUGUUGGAGAGCUUUGCAGAUUAGUCCAAUUUUAGACGGAUUCUGUUUCCAGGGAGAUGUAAUAUGUUCAGUAGUGUAGAGUAAUCCAGCGGGAAGUUUGGAAUGUAACGCAAAGAUUAGCGA
Asparagus officinalis (garden asparagus) is the source of this 1793-nucleotide messenger RNA. RefSeq names its product transcription initiation factor TFIID subunit 6. The transcript is spliced from 12 exons. The record is from RefSeq and is a predicted model, not a curated record. Gene Ontology annotation, cellular component: transcription factor TFIID complex; SAGA complex; SLIK (SAGA-like) complex. Bases 39 to 1649 code for a protein of 536 amino acids. NCBI's taxonomy places the organism in Eukaryota, Viridiplantae, Streptophyta, Magnoliopsida, Asparagales, Asparagaceae. Gene Ontology annotation, biological process: RNA polymerase II preinitiation complex assembly; transcription initiation at RNA polymerase II promoter. Gene Ontology annotation, molecular function: RNA polymerase II general transcription initiation factor activity; protein heterodimerization activity; transcription coactivator activity.